Messenger RNA from Tremella mesenterica DSM 1558, 1017 nucleotides. RefSeq lists its product as uncharacterized. Gene Ontology annotation, biological process: RNA catabolic process; ribonucleotide metabolic process. NCBI's taxonomy places the organism in Eukaryota, Fungi, Basidiomycota, Tremellomycetes, Tremellales, Tremellaceae. Gene Ontology annotation, cellular component: ribonuclease H2 complex; nucleoplasm. Bases 1 to 1017 code for a protein of 338 amino acids. The transcript is spliced from 7 exons. The record is from RefSeq and is a predicted model, not a curated record.
AUGACAAUCUUUGUCAUAAAUGAACAAGUUGAUUUAUCCAAAUCUUGUCAAUACCUACGUCUACCUCAUCCUCGUACAGGUCAACCGCAACUAUAUCUCCCAACUACUUCUUGUUCAAAUAGCGGUUCGCGAAUUGUGACGAAUGAUGAAGAACCGGAACGAUAUUAUGGUUUGGUACAAGUCGUAAGAUUUAAUAAAGGUCGAACAUGGUUCAUAUUACCAGAUACUAUCGAUGUCGGUGAUAUAUUACUUCAUAUACCUAUAGACCCUUUAUUCCUCGUUAUACCACUUAUAACAUCCCUUAUACCCAAUGGUGACUCAAACACUCCAUUCCAACCCUUAGAAGACCUCUUCUCUCAAUUAAUUUCGUCGUCCUCUUUCGCCAUCCCUCCCCCUUUUUCGAAAGAACCCCAGAAUGGAGAUAAGAAUGAAGAAGGGAGAUAUAAUCCUGAUAUUGGGAGAUUAUUGGAGAUUAGGAUCAUAAGUGAUGUUUUCAAAUUAUGUUGUGAUCAAAAAGACAUUUCUUCUGAAACAGAAAUAACAGAAACAUAUUACCGUCCUUCCCUCUCCCUCAUCCUAAACCUGAUUCAACAAAAAGUCGACCAUUUCCAACGAAACGAAUUUCAUAAAUUUGAUCAUCUUAUACGAUCUCUUCUUCGAGAUGGUAUCCUCGUACACACUGAUCAAGGCGAUUAUGGUUUAGCUACAGGAGUAGAAGAGAUGGUUUGGGAACAAGCCAGGCAAAAAGCUGCUGUGGAACAUAUGAAUGAAUGGUUAAGUUCUGUCGUUCAGACCGCUUUGAUGGAUACGUAUGAUUUUUCAGCACUGAAAAACCAUUUGGCCAACCGAGCUGCAGCAGAUAUAAUAUCAUCUCAACCGGUUGUUAACGAUAAGCCUAAAGCAGGUGUGAAACGUAAAGCUCCUCCUGCUUCUCGUGGAGUCGAAAUGUUGAAAAAAGUCAAUACUAGCAAUAUGUCAAAACUCACUUCUUUCUUUAAACCUAAACCUGAGAAAUAA